This is a messenger RNA of Closterium sp. Naga37s-1, 308 nucleotides long. The record is from the annotation of a GenBank genome assembly. Lineage: Eukaryota; Viridiplantae; Streptophyta; Zygnematophyceae; Desmidiales; Closteriaceae.
AUGGCGCGAGCAGUAACGAGCGCGUACGUGGGGAGGGCGGUGAAGCGGAACGUGACGUCGCUGGCGCGGAUAGAAGCCGGCGUGGAUGCUGUGUGUCGUGGGGUGCGCGAGAUAGAGGCCCGGCUGAGCGGCGACCGCCUUUUCUUUUUCUGCCCUCAUGCCACGAGGACACGCAAGCUUCCCCACGUUGCCCACUCUAAGAAGCAGCUCUGUGUUCCUCCCUUCCCCUCCCCAUUCACCUUUUCCAUCGCACACGCCCUCCAUUCCAUCCUUCCUGGUCCACCAGGGCGCACGAGCACUAAUGAGAA